AUGGGCUGUACACAAAAUGGAGAGUCGAUCAUCAAGAGAAAUCCCACCCCAAGGUCACGUACUGUCCAUUCUGAACCCUCUUCUUCCAAGGACAAGUCUGAGGAAGAGCAAGUGGACUUGGACAAGAUCAUCACGGCAAGUCUCGAGGGAAUGGCCACCGUGCUACACGACCUUUCCCAGUCCCAUCUAGGCACCUCUCAUCAUCUAUUUCAAUUGGUAGACUGGUUGGUAAAGAUGGCCCCCUCCCAACCUGUUGACGUCGAUGCCCCGCCUGGGGUCACCUUUCCAUCUGGUAUAGGAGAGGCAAGAUGGGAUAACUGGCUGUCAGCUCGUACGAAAGUCCCAUCGGGUGCUAGGGACAUCCUGUCGAGUGGUUGGGACAUG
Molecule: messenger RNA, 384 nt
Organism: Acaulospora colombiana
Lineage: Eukaryota; Fungi; Glomeromycota; Glomeromycetes; Diversisporales; Acaulosporaceae
Source: the annotation of a GenBank genome assembly